AUAUGCUGUUGCAGCCUUAAAAUGUGAAAACCCCCAUGAAGUAUACACUGAAUGUGGUUCAAGUUGUCAAAUUAGUUGCCAUGAUAAACAAUACUCAAAUGACCAAUGUGUUGAUGAAUGCAUUCCUGGCUGCCGUUGCCCAGCUGGUAAAUAUUCUGAUGCCAAAAAACAAUGUGUUCCAGCAAAAAAAUGUACUUGUUAUGAUCGAGUGACGCAGAAAUAUUUCAAUGCUGGGGAAAGUGUACGAAGAGCUUGUGGCAAAUGCUAUUGUAAUAAAGGUCAAUGGAACUGCAGAUCAAGCCACUGCAUUGAAGAGGUCAUUUGUCCAAAAAAUCAAGUGUGGAGAACCAAUGCUAGCAGUUGUUUCAAGACUUGCCUCUCUCUUAUCCGACCUUUGGCUUGUAAAGAGAAUUCAGCAACCACAGGCUGUACUUGUCCUGAAAAUAUGGUUCUUGGACCAAAUGGCCUUUGUGUCCCACCUCAGCAAUGUCCUUGUCGUUAUGGAGAUUCAUGGGAAAAUGCAGGAUCAGUUAAAAGAAUUGGUUGCAAAGAACUAAAGUGUAGAAAUGCUACCUGGAUAGAUACUGAUGUAGGUGACUGCCCAGCAACCUGCUUUGUUUCUGGAGACCCACAUUACCAAACAUUUGAUGGUAAAUUCUAUUCCUUCCAAGGAGAUUGUGCUUAUGUAUUGGCUCAAUCAAGUGAAGAUAAUACUUUUUCAGUCGUCACAAGAAAUGUGAAAUGCGGCUUAACUGGUGUGACUUGUACAAAAGAGAUUACAGUUACUUUAAAAGGAAAUGUUAUAAGUUUAUUCAAGGACAAACCGACAACAUUAAAUGAAGUGGAAAUACCAGAAGAAGGAUAUAUUUCUUCCAACAUUAUGAUAAAAAGAAGUGGAAUUUUCCUCAGUAUUCUCACCAAAUUUGGUUUGACAGUUCAAUGGGAUUUAGGUACAAGAAUCUAUGUCUUUCUAAAGAAUACAUGGAAAAGGAAAGUUGAAGGACUUUGUGGAAAUUUUGAUGGAAUAAUGAACAACGACUUUUUAUCCAAACAGAAAUCACUUGAGCAGAAACCUUCAUCAUUUGCACACUCAUGGAGGGUCUAUGAAUGCCCAGUCAGUGAUAAACUGGAUUCAGAAAAUUAUGAGCCGUGUGAGAAAAAUUCUUAUCGAAAACCAUGGGCAACAGACAUCUGUAGCAUAAUUAAACAUGGUGCUGUAUUUGCUAAAUGUCGUGCUUCACUGCCAAAUAUUGUUAUUGAAACUUAUUACCAAGAUUGUCUUUUUGAUGCCUGUGGGUGUGAUCUUGGAGGAGAUUGUGAAUGUGUGUGUACAGCUAUAUCUAAUUUCCAUACAAAGUGUGCUAUUUAUGGAUUCCCUGUACGAUGGAGAAAACAGGAUCUUUGCCCUAUCCAAUGUGAAAAUAAGAUGGUAUACCUUGAAUGUGGACCUGCCAAUCCACCAACAUGUUAUGAUGAUAAAUCUGCGAAAAUAUUUGCUAAUUCUCCAUCAUAUUGUGUUGAAGGAUGUUUUUGUCCACCUGGGCUUCUCCUUGAUGGAGGAAAGUGUGUUACCAGGGAUGAAUGUCCAUGUCACAUCGAUGGAAAGUUUUUUUCUCCUGGAUCAGUUAUUUUGAAAAAGAAUUGUAUGAAUUGUACUUGUACCAAGGGUGACUUACUUUGCGUGAACACUACAUGUAAAAAAUGUAAUAUGGAUGAGUUUGAAUGUGCCCCAGGGACAUGUAUUAUGAAAAACAGAGUAUGUGAUGGUUACAUUGAUUGUGAAGAAGGAACUGAUGAAGAAGAUUGUCCAUCAACAGUGGCUCCAUAUACUACAUUUAUGACAACAGUGAACUUUGUAAAUACACGUCAGAAAUACACUAAAUUCAUUGCUGUACUUAUUGUAAACUCUUACUUCAUGAAUGACAUCCUUGUAUAUGAUUUGGACACUUAUCCCAAGCUUCUCUCAGCUUGA
Molecule: messenger RNA, 1972 nt
Organism: Octopus bimaculoides (California two-spot octopus)
Lineage: Eukaryota; Metazoa; Mollusca; Cephalopoda; Octopoda; Octopodidae
Product: SCO-spondin
Source: RefSeq, a predicted model, not a curated record